UCUCAAUAUUUACAUUUUUUUGCACUCUCAGAUUCCUGAAUUUUAAAAGGUUGUAUCGCAAAAACAGAUAUUGUCCUAUUUUAACAUCUCAUUCAUCAAUAGAAAGAUUGUUUAUUCAGCUUUCAGAUUAUGUACAAAUCUCAAUUUCGAAAAAUUUACCCAUAAGAUUGUUGUCCAGGAUCACAUAUAUUUAUUUACAGAAAAUGAAAAUUGGAGAAACCGGUCAAAAUAACAGUAAAGAUGCAUUGUAUUUUUUCAGACCUCAGAUACUGCAAAGAAACAAGUUUAUAUUCACUUUGAAGCAAUACGACAGUAAAAUUAGUACAUUUAUUUCGAAAGAGUUCAAAAUUAAGGUUUGAUGUGAUAAUCUCUUUUACUUUUUUAUGUGAAAACACAGUUUUCAUGUGUUUCUAUCAUGCUGUCUUUCACAUUGCGGUUGGAUGACUUUAUAUAACUCCUGAGGUUUGAUUCUGUUGAAAUUCAACAGACACUGGACCGGAAUGGCCACAGUACAUCUUGGAAUGGUCUCUUAAUAUUUCCCGCGGCUGUAUAUGUGAGAUUGAAAAAAUUAAAAAGCUGAAUUCAUGUUUUGAACUGGUCUAUACAAGUAUAUAGUAUAUUAUAUAUAUUCCAGAGUGUGAAAAAAAGUUACAUAUUUCAUUUCCGGGAUAAGCAACAUUUGUCACUAGUCAUAUAGGCUAAUUUACAUAAACUAACACACAAACAGCGUCCUAUCUGGAUAACUGUUCCUCAUUCUUUUUUAUUUCUUUAUUUUAUUAAAGCUCACCGUUAACUCCCUGCGGUCCCCCGACCUGAACAAGUACUGAGGCAGGAGUAUCUGCAUAAGCUUUGAUGCUCAGUUUCAUAUUCUCUAACAUUAAAAAUGUGCAUAUUAUAACAGGCUUUUUUUCCCCGUCCGCUCAUGUUAUACACAGUGUUGAAGACAUAGGGUUGCACAUGAGAUCUUCAACCACAUCCUCCAUCAGACCAUUAGUACAGGUAUUUCUUGAUCUGUUGCCGAUGUAAAAGUUGUCUUCCUUACUUUGUUUUCUUCUCUUACACCUCAGUUAGUACCUUUGUUGCUGUUUUUUCAAACCAAAGUGAGAUGCAAAGAUAAAGACAGAGAGGGAAUUUGGAAAUGAGGGCAUGGUGAUGAAAGGGGAAGGGAAAGAGUCAGCUGGGAAGGAAAAAAAGAGUUAUGGCAGUUGGUUUAAGGAUCUUCAGUGACAGUGUGGCAGACAUGAAAACCCAAGAACAUCGUCCCAGCCCUCUGAAAUCACACAUGCAGAGUGACACACGGCCCCAGUCCCACAUGAAGGGUCUCCAAUUUCGUAGCAUCGCCCCCAAAGCCCCUGCAGUAGUUCCAUCAUCUGGAGUUCUGUCCUGCCAACCUCCCUCAGCCCUUCCAGAAGCAUCCAUGGCCGUCAGUCCCAAAUCCAUCCUGGUCCCUGCCCAGAACUAUGCCCUCAUGCAGGUGGCCGGACAAGAGGGGACCUUCUCAUUGGUGGCCUUACCUCAGACACAACAGCAACAGCCAAUCCAGAAGAACCUUAAACUGCCUAUCCCCAGAUACCAACCAGUGAGGAGCAAAAGCACACCAGAAAAAGCUAACAGCAAGAGUCCAGCCAAGGUUUUGGCGGCCACAUGGACAGAGCAAAGUCCAGACCCACCAUCCGAGCAGCUUGUUUUGAUUGACGCAGCUACAUCAUCCGAAGUCUGCAUUGCACCCUUGAUUCCAAGUUCACAGACAGACCUACAAGUGGAACAAAAGAGUGAUGAGAGUACACUCAACAAUCUCUGCUACCCUUCCGGAGCCUCCAAAACCACUCUUGUUGCCCCUGUCAAUAAUCUAAAAACCCCAAUAGAUGGUCCGGUCUCAUCUGGCAGUGGCAUCACGGUGCUUUCUCCUAAUAUCUUUAGCAAAGCUGUUCAUAUCAUUCCAUCUCCCCCCAAGGGCAAGCUGCCCAUUCUGCCCUAUGCCAAGGUGAAGAACUCCCUCCUGGCACCGACCAGCCUCGCCAACACCGUAAUCACAGAGCAGACUGUAAGUAGAUCCAAAAACAGACCUAAAAGCCACGCCAAGACCACAGACUGCCAAGACUCCAACAACAUCCAGUUGAAGAAGCCUCCAGGCAAGAAGCGAGGGAGAAAGAGGAAAACCGUAGAGGAUGUUCUAGCCUUCGAAGCCAGAAAGAGAAGGUCCUUGUCGUUUUUUCGAAGGAGGGCGCCUGAGAAACCUCUGGUUUGCAUGCAGAGUUCGGCCUCUCCGGAGACAUUGCUUGACAUAUCGAAAAAGUAUAGAAGCAUUCGUCCCAAGCCGGUUCUGUUGAUGGACACCACUCUCCCACAACUUGUACCACUUCCUUCCUUGUCAACAUCGGAGAAACCUGAUCAAGACUUUGUGUUAGGACAGCAGAUAGCAGGAAAACCACUAGGGGCUCCUGUGCUAGAUGGCAAAAGUGGAGCAGCGGUGUACGUAGGAAGUCAUUCGCUUCAUCGCUGUCCUACCUGCAGCAGGUGUUUCCAAUUCAAGCAUCACUUGCAGAGCCACAUGAACAGUCAUAGUAACCUCCGGCCUUACGUCUGCCCUGUAUGCAGGAAGGCUUACGCUCACUCGGGCAGUCUGAGCACGCAUAUGAAACUUCACCACGCGGAAUGUAGGCCUCGGAAGAGCCUUUGCUGUGAAUUCUGUGAGAAGUCAUUCGGCUACGUCGGGGUCUACUUCAGCCAUUUGAGAGAGGUCCACAGAGUCAUACUCACGGUAGAGCCGUCCAUCAGUCAACACGAGGACAACAUGCCUUUGGAAGAAUCUUUAGAAGCCGACAAACAGGCCUUGGAACGUGUCGACCCAGUCGAGCUACAGAUCAAAUGUGGCCGCUGCCAGGCCAUUACACCUACCUUUGCCGACAUGAAGCUGCACUUGCUCUAUGUGCACGGCGAGGAGGUGCAACGGAGGGACGGGUCUAUGCCGGGGGGGCGCGAAGCAGAGGACGAGCUGGUCAAACACGCAGCGCAUUACUGGAGGCAGCUUAAUGAGAAACGCAACCUGGUGCACUGCGGCACGUGCGAUGAGGAGUUUUUCUCAUUUUCCAAGUUCAAGCGCCAUCUCAACUCCCAUCAUCAAGGGGCUAAAGAGAGUCAAGAAGAGGUAGGGAAGGAAAGACACACAUUACGAGGUUUGAGUAAAGGUGUAACUUUGAGGGUGGGGUCUCAGUUUAACUGCAUCCUUUGCAGUAAGGUGUUUAAUAAGAAACAAGAUGUUAUGGAGCAUUGGAAAGCACAACACAACUGUGAAAACCCUGAAAUUCUGUGGGAUGUACUGGACUGUACAGGGGUGAACAUGUCCAUUGAUGGGCCAAAUUAUUAAAUGCAAAUGGGUAAUUUAUUCGGUCUGUGGCUGUGUGGUUCAUGCAAGAUGUAGUGACGUUGAUGCAAAAACAAUCCACGUAUUGAUUCGCUCAUUACGCUGGUUUCUUUAGCACUGCUUUUUUAUAUGAUCACAGAUGUUUGUAAUGCUUGAAUUUUGUAAUGUUUGUUUUUUAUGUCUCUGUUUUGAUGUGGUUUUUAAUGCAUAGCAACAGUAUACAAUACAUCAAAAAUCAUAUAUUGUAAUUGCCCAGGUCCAGAGGUAAUAUAAAUGCCAGCAAAUUGAGUACCGAAGGGUAAUAAUCAUAAUUUCUUGUAAGGUUUGGGAAGACAUGCUGUGCGGGUAAAUGUUUCGGUUGAGUGAAUCAGACUGAAAAAAGCAGGCUCUUUAAAAACACAUUUCCACUCAGACGAAUUCACAACUCGCAAAGAUUAGCGUGCUUAGCAUCUUUGUAACUAAAAAAUUAUUAGUAAAAUUUUAUGAACACGCAUACAUAAUCGCACAAUUCGAGUCGCAGCAUAAACAAUUCGGGAAUAUUUUUGCCGAGUUAACAUUUUCAGCCUUUGGCAGCUAUUCAAAAAUAUGAUUUCAAAAAUAUCCCCAAAAAUGUUACUCAGUUUGGCAAACAUUUAUCUGUUAGGUUGUUAGGUUCUUUUGAAUUUGUGUAUGCAUUAUAAAUGUUUACUGUUGUAUUUUUAAAUGCAGAUGUUAUAUAUUUUCUCUUGGUAAAAUGUGUAAUGAUUUGAUUAUGGUUGUGUAUCCAUUCAUGAAAAAUACUAUGACAGGGUAAUAGAAUGUUUAAAGACCCUCCCAUUUGUUACAUAUGUAUACUUGUAUAGAUAGAUUCAAAAUAUAUUAAAAAUAAAUAUAUGCAGCUGUAUAUGGAGAAUAUAUAUUUACACAGAAGUCAUCUUUCACCAAUUAUAGGACUGUUUUAUUUACAUGCUAAAUGUCUUAAACUGCCGCUUUAACUUCACCACUGAUCUAAAGUUUACUCACACUUCACUGAAUUUGAACUUGUAUAGAAUCUUAACAUAUUUUUCAGUUAAAGGCUUUUGAUUAAAUGCUUAAAAAUUGUUUUGUAAAUACAUAAACAGUGCCUAUGUGUAGGUUUUCAAUUUAAUCUUUUUAUUAUUUAUGGAUUCUUUGAGAAAGCUAAAAUAUACAAUUGUUCUGAUUUAACAUUUAUCAAUAAUCACAACCUUAUUUCCGUAUUUGUGAUAUCUUAAUUAUAAAUUGUGGAAGAUAGUCAUAAUAAAGAAUAAGUAAGUGUGUCCAAACAUCUGAGUGGUAUUGUAUGUUCUAUAAACUUUCAUCUGCUUGAAAAGGUGCUUAUUAUGAAUUUAUGAGUUUACUGACAUUGACAUUCUUUAAAUGGCACAAAUGUAACAAUACAGAUUUUGCUUUUGGAGGAUUUUCCUUUCAGUGAUUUCUCAUAAAAAUGAAGAAUUCAAUAAAAUAUAUGUUUAUAAUGUGAUCUAAUAAAAAAGGAUUAAAAGUUUCAAUGGACAAAACAUUUUAACCUAUCCAGAUUUUAAGCUAUACGCCUUAACACUCUAUUUGUUCAGUUUGUUUAGCAUAACAAGAAAAUGUUUGCAUUUAAAGUGUCUGAAGAUAAUCUUUUCCCUCCCACUGUGAUAUUUCAAUGUGUCUGUUAAGCCUCAGAUACUGUAGCAUCCCUACAUCAUUCAUUACUGGUGCCUAAAUAAAAGAAAGAUCUAA
Molecule: messenger RNA, 5089 nt
Organism: Triplophysa dalaica
Lineage: Eukaryota; Metazoa; Chordata; Actinopteri; Cypriniformes; Nemacheilidae
Gene: znf438
Product: zinc finger protein 438
Exons: 4
Coding region: 1199-3367 (722 amino acids)
Biological process (GO): regulation of transcription by RNA polymerase II
Cellular component (GO): nucleus
Molecular function (GO): RNA polymerase II transcription regulatory region sequence-specific DNA binding; DNA-binding transcription factor activity, RNA polymerase II-specific
Source: RefSeq, a predicted model, not a curated record